Fusarium verticillioides 7600 is the source of this 720-nucleotide messenger RNA. RefSeq lists its product as hypothetical. The record is from RefSeq and is a predicted model, not a curated record. NCBI's taxonomy places the organism in Eukaryota, Fungi, Ascomycota, Sordariomycetes, Hypocreales, Nectriaceae. The coding region runs from base 1 to 720 and encodes 239 amino acids. The transcript has a single exon.
AUGGUAUUCGACCUCGGCGUGCGAAAGGACUGGGAGAAUCUCCCAGAGACGUUUGUCGCUGGUAUCAAGGGGAGUGGGUGCAAGAUUGAGGUGCAAACAGACGUUGCCUCGCUUCUGCAAGAAAAUGGACAGAGCCUAGAUGACGUUGGGGCUGUCAUUUGGUCGCAUUGGCAUUUUGACCAUGCUGGUGAUCCACAGACCUUCCCGGGCACAACGGACCUCAUUGUUGGUCCAGGGUUCAAGAGCAAUAUUAUACCUGCUUAUCCCACCGUCAGGGACUCACAUGUCAAUGAAACAGCUUGGGAAGGUCGUGAGUUAAUAGAGAUCGACUUCAAAGGAGACAAGGGUCUGAAAAUAGGCAAAUUUGACGCGUAUGACUUUUACGGCGAUGGAAGCUUUUAUCUCUUGAGUUCCCCAGGCCACGCGGUCGGACACAUGUCUGCUCUGGCUCGCACAACUGCCGACCCCCCUUCGUUCAUGCUUCUGGGCGGCGACAUUGCGCAUCACUGCGGCGAGUUCAGACCAUCACCAUACACGCCCCUCCCAGAGAUGAUGUCCCCAAACCCUCUCGGUCGGACCCUCUCCGCUUGCCCUGGGCGACUUUUCCUCAACAUCCAUCCUUGGAAGGACCCAGAGAGACCGUUCUUUGACCCGACGACUGAGCCGGGUUGGCAUCUUGAAGCUGCGGAGGCAAAGCAGAGUAUCGACAAGUUGAUUUAG